Molecule: messenger RNA, 948 nt
Organism: Fusarium pseudograminearum CS3096
Lineage: Eukaryota; Fungi; Ascomycota; Sordariomycetes; Hypocreales; Nectriaceae
Exons: 2
Coding region: 1-948 (315 amino acids)
Source: RefSeq, a predicted model, not a curated record
AUGACCGCGGGAUACAAAUUUCUUACUUUACUGGCCAAAGGCCAAAUCGAAAAGUCGCCAGAGCAUUCCGAAAUCCUUCGACAUCUACAAAAACGUAAUGAAACAGCGGAUUUCUCUCGCUUGAUCCAACCACACAAGAAAGGCCCUUCAAAACAAUGGCGCAACCCUCCUCUUCUCACCAAAGUUUCUGCUCCCGGCGAGUUCCCAAAAUACGAGCCGACAGUCCGACCUCUUCCCAAAACUGCAUUCGUAGGCGAGCGAAAGGUGCCUGUAUUUGGACACACUGCCGAACUUAUGUCGUUCUUACGAAUCAAGAAGCCACAGCCGGAAAACCUCUCCCGAUCGCUGGGGGCAAAGACAGCGAGAUUCAGGGAAACUAUUCAUACAACCAAAAGGGUAGAUACGGAGCUUUUCUCAGCCGCUGCUUCGGAGGAUCUGUGGGAUGGCAUCAUGCACCGACUUCUUCAUGCAAAUGGCGAUACAGUUGGAGAAAGGCGGGAUGGCCCUUUAGAAUCAUUUUAUUUUAGUACUACCUUGACCAAAGCUUGGUGGGAAAUGAAACUUCUCAGGAUCAAUGAAGACUGGAUGGCACGCUCUGAGGCACAGAGUAAACUCGUGGAGCAAGAGAGGACAUUGACCCAGGAGGAAAAGCAGAGCGGCGUGGGACCAACUGACCCCAAAGUUGCGAAAGAAAAUCUCCACCAGAUCCUUGCAGAGUACCGCCGAAAGCAGACUGAAUUGGAGCGAGAAACAGAAGAGAAUGGUACCAAUCCAUUUCAAGAUCCUUUCUGGUCACCAAGGUGGCUGAAAAAGGUGGAGAAGUUAGAGAUCGAAGAGCUUGAGCAAAACGGGAAAAGACAAGGGAGACAAAACAAGAAGAUUAGAGAAUUCUUUGGCGAGGACGAGCACGCCGAAUCGCGGAGGAGAAACUUCCAUGAGAAGUGGUAA